Messenger RNA from Penaeus chinensis, 1581 nucleotides. Its product is annotated as transmembrane emp24 domain-containing protein 2-like. Lineage: Eukaryota; Metazoa; Arthropoda; Malacostraca; Decapoda; Penaeidae. Gene Ontology annotation, biological process: intracellular protein transport; endoplasmic reticulum to Golgi vesicle-mediated transport; Golgi organization. The record is from RefSeq and is a predicted model, not a curated record. Gene Ontology annotation, cellular component: endoplasmic reticulum-Golgi intermediate compartment; endoplasmic reticulum; COPII-coated ER to Golgi transport vesicle. The transcript is spliced from 9 exons. The coding region runs from base 50 to 862 and encodes 270 amino acids.
ACGGCCUCGGGAGACGUGUCACUCGGACUUUCACAACAACACGACGACGAUGAUGCGGAGUCUCGCGGCGUUUUUGGCCUUUUCCUCCGUCCUCUGGGCCACGGAGGCUUAUUUCAUCACCAUAGACGCCCAUGCGGAGGAAUGCUUCUUCGAGAAAGUCACGACGGGCACGAAAUUAGGGCUGGCCUUUGAGGUGGCAGAGGGCGGCUUCCUGGACAUUGACAUCAAAAUCUACAGCCCCGAUGGCAAAAUCAUUCACGAGGGCGAGCGCGAGUCCAACGGCCGCUACACCUUCCCUGCCAGCAUGGACGGCGUUUACACAUACUGCUUCUCCAACAAGAUGUCCACCAUGACUCCCAAGAUCGUCAUGUUCUCCAUGGACGUCGGGGUGACUGAAGAAAAGACCCACGGGGAGACUGCCGAGGGUGCUGCAGAAGGGGAUUGGCCCGUUGAUCAUAUUCAGCAAACAGAGUGGCAUGGAGAGGUCCACAACGACACAGAUUGGUAUCUGCAGAAUGGCAGUGAUAAAGGUUAUCAGGCAGAGGAAAUAGCAAACGAAGGUUAUCCACCAGAGGAAAUACCACAUGAAGAUUGGCAAGCAGUCAACUAUCAACGUUCAUUAGGCGAAGGCUCCAACAAGAAUAUGGAGGACAUGAUCCGCGAGCUCUCCACAGCCCUUUCUGGUGUCAAGCACGAGCAAGACUACAUGGAGGUCCGUGAGCGCAUUCACCGCUCCAUCAACGACAACACAAACUCCCGCGUCGUGCUGUGGUCUGUUUUCGAGGCCCUGGUGCUGGUGGCCAUGACCAUUGGCCAGGUGUACUACCUCAAACAGUUCUUUGAGGUCCGAAGGGUGGUGUAGAUCUGGAUAUAAUUUCUUAUCUUUGUUGCAUCAAAGGAAGUGUUCUUUUCUUUCUCUCUCUGUUCUCGCCGGAAGAAAUUGAACUGUUUCCAAGUUUUCUUUUCUUCUUGUGGUGUUAUUUAUGUAUGUGUCACUAGAAUGGUAUGAUUACUUUACACUUCCCUUUUUUUCCUUGUUGUAAGUGGGGUUUGCCUACUUGUAAACUCUUUGUUAUCUUAUUUUUCGUCUUUUCUAAAGUUAAAGUUACAAAAUCAAGGACAAACAAUUGCGUGUUUUUGUAAUUUAUCCAAAAAAACUGUAGUGUGGUAUUUGGUAAUGUUCCAUAAAGCAACAAAUUACAGUCUAGUAACUUUGAAAUAGUUAUUAUGAAAUCAUUUAUGUUAUUGACCUUAAACAUGAACUAAAAAGAGUGAGAGAAACAAUCUUCAUGCAGUGUUUACAAGCUGCAUUUGCACAGAAUGUUUUUAAUAUUGACUUAAGUGGCUGUCAACUUGUUUUAGAUCAAGUUAUUGGACAAAUUGAUAGUACAGAUAUGACUUGUGUAGGUGUUUUGCCAUAAUCUUUUUCAUUUUUUUUCACAAAUUUAAGGAGUAGAUGUUUAUUUUUUUUUUUGUGAGGUUAUAUUCGCUUUGCUUAUGUGUUAUUCUCAUUAUGCAGUGGCGUAGAUGUAAAUUUUUAUGUGACUAAUUUUUAUGGAAAAAAAUAAAUAAGUAUUGUUA